ACGGUUUUAUUCAUUUGUUGUUUGAAAAUGCACAGUUAGACGUUGUGUAGCGGUCCGUGAGUGGUGUCUAGAGUUCAGGUAGUUUUGCACAAAGUCUAACUUCUAAUUAAUAUUCUGUACAGUUAAAAUUGCGUGGAUUUGGUUCAUUUUUUGGUUCCAAUUCAUUGGAGUUUACGACUUAUCAAAUGUGCUACUAGAACCUUUACGUAUUUCUUUGAACAUUAGUACUUCUACGACAUGUAGAAAGUAAUUCACAUUGCUAAAUAAGGAUUCUUUAGCCUUGUUUUCGAUUUGCACUUUUUUCUAGAAAAAAUAAAAGUCACCUGAAAUCGAAAAAAUAACAUUUGGCAAUAAAACUGUAGAUAAGAAAUUCUGAUGUAUAAGUAGUGAAUACAAUUGACGGGACUGCGAUUGACAAACAGAGCAGACAUUACCAACAGAUUUCACAAUUAUACAAGUAGACAUCUGUUACAUAUCUCUUCAGCUUCAUUAUCAAACAAAUAAAAAAUAAUAAUUUCUUAAUAUUUAAAACACAAUGUCUGUGCUAGAGCAACGGAAUAAUAAAAUAAAAUUAUUAAAGCAAAAUAGAAAAACGAUAUUAACGAUGUCAUCAUCUUCAGAACAUGAACUUGACAACGAAGAUAAAAAUAUAAUUCAAUUAAUACACGAGAUGCCAAUGGAAAAUACUAACAGAGAAAUGGAAUACAGACAUUAUACAUUGCAGAAUACCGAAAUGCUUUAUGAAACAGCAUACUAUAUACCUAUUAUCCAAUUUAUCUCAUAUCCACCAAUCAGCGAUAUUAAUGUCACCCUCUAUCCUAGCGAGAUUUCGGAAAACAUUGCACACGAGCCACACUUGCUUAUCUUUCCAAACACAUUCAACAGUCAACAUCAACCCAUAACUAGUAAUGAAACCCAAGAAGCCGUUGCAGCACCAGCACCUGCGAUGAUAGCCAAUGAUACUGAUGUGUCAAGUAACAAUGUAUCGCAGAAUUAUAAAACUCAUGAAAUUGCGUCAAUCAAACAACUUGUACCAACUCACAAUCAGCCGCAGACUUUAAUAGAGUUAAAUUCUGACGUAUUAGAAACAGACUCAAUGUCAAUGACAACUUCGACAGUUUUACCUUCCACAUCCGUAAAGAAAGAUGAUAAAACGGAUGCUGAAUGCAUCAGGAAAUGUGACUGCACUUCUAAUUGCAAUGACACUUUGUGUAACAGUAAAAUUAGACAUUCAAGUAAUAGUAAACAUAAAUUUUACAUAAUUUGUCCUGUAAAAAAAUGUCAAAAGUUAUUUCAUUCGAAGUCCAAAUUGAAAACACAUAUGAGGUCUCAUACCGGUGAAAAACCAUACGUCUGCACAUGGGAGAACUGCGGUAAAAAAUUCAGUCAGAAGGGCAAUCUGAAAUGUCACUACCGCUUGCACACUGGCGGAGAUGUACAUGAGUGCAAAAUAUGUUUUAAAGAGUAUUCGACAAAAGGUAAUUUAAAAGUACACGAAAAAAGUAUGCAUAAUAUGCAUAAAGGAUCACAAAAUAGAAAAUCGAUAUUAACGAUGUCAUCACCUUCAGAACAUGAGCUUGACAACGAAGAUAAAAAUAUAAUUCAAUUAAUACACGAGAUGCCAAUGGAAAAUACUAACAGAGAAAUGGAAUACAGACAUUAUACAUUGCAGAAUACCGAAAUGCUUUAUGAAACAGCAUACUAUAUACCUAUUAUCCAAUUUAUCUCAUAUCCACCAAUCAGCGAUAUUAAUGUCACCCUCUAUCCUAGCGAGAUUUCGGAAAACAUUGCACACGAGCCACACUUGCUUAUCUUUCCAAACACAUUCAACAGUCAACAUCAACCCAUAACUAGUAAUGAAACCCAAGAAGCCGUUGCAGCACCAGCACCUGCAAUGAUAGCGAAUGAUACUGAUGUGUCAAGUAAAAAUGUAUCGCAGAAUCAUAAAACUCAUGAAAUUGCGUCAAUCAAACAACUUGUACCAACUCACAAUCAGCCGCAGACUUUAAUAGAGUUAAAUUCUGACGUAUCAGAAACAGACUCAAUGUCAAUGACACCUUCGACAGUUUUACCUUCCACAUCCGUAAACAAAGAUGAUAAAACGGAUGCUGAAUGCAUCAGGAAAUGUGACUGCACUUCUAAUUGCAAUGACAUUUUGUGUAACAGUAAAAUUAAACAUACAAGUAAUAGUAAACAUAAAUUUAAGUGUCCUGUAAAAAAGUGUCAAAAGUCAUUUCGUACGAAGUACAAAUUGAAAACACAUAUGAGGUCUCAUACCGGUGAAAAACCAUACGACUGCACAUGGGAGAACUGCGGUAAAAAAUUCAGUCAGAAGUGCAAUCUGAAAUUUCACCACCGCUUGCAUACUGGCGGUGAGGUACAUAAGUGCAAAAUAUGUUUUAAAAAGUAUUCGACAAAAGGUAGUUUGAAAAAACACGAAGAACGUAAGCAUAAUAUGCACAAAGGAUCAUGAAAAAGAUAAUAGCAUGCAGACAAAUUUUCAAAUUUUGGAUUUGACAAUGGAAAUAUUCUUGCAGAAAUGUAUAGAUAGAUAGCGUCGUAUAAAGUAUAAAUAAGUUGUACAGAGUAAAUUAAAUAAAAAUAAAGCAAAUAAAAAAAUGCUGUUGAUUUUUCACAUUUAAAAUUCACAAAUUAAAAUAUUCUCGAAUGUUAUAUUCAUAGAGAUAUGUCGGUUAUUAAAAAUUGAUCAAUGAUCCAUUUGAUAGUAGUUGCCUUCACAAUAAUAAAAAAACACUUUAAUACAUUAGAUUUGAGUAAUAUUGAUAUUAAUCCAUAUCUUAUAAUAUGUGCAUAAUAUACACAACUAUGUAUACAUAUUUUUUCCUUCAACUUUUAACUCCAAAAAAAUGCAGUAUAGCUUUUGAAAAAUUAUGCGUAUUAGAUAUACCUCAACUUAUGAC
This is a messenger RNA of Linepithema humile (Argentine ant), 2921 nucleotides long. Lineage: Eukaryota; Metazoa; Arthropoda; Insecta; Hymenoptera; Formicidae. The record is from RefSeq and is a predicted model, not a curated record.